CCUCUCCAUCUGCUUUCGGCGCUCUGUAGUACUCCGACCGUUCCAUCUCUAUCGUCGCUAUACGUGCGGAUGGCCUCCAGGCUCUUAACAAAAUCAUUGAGGGCUUCGGCCUCUCUCGCACGCCCACAGGUCGCUGCUGCUCUGCCUCGCGUUGCGGUGUCCCAGAGCAUGCGUGGGUACGUUGAGAAGCAACCGCCUGCAGAGCGCGCAUCUGCCAUCAUCGACGCUCUCCCCGGCAACUCCUUGAUCACCAAGACCGGUUCUGUCGUUCUUGGCACCGGCCUUGCUGCCGCUGCCAUCUCCCAGGAACUGUAUGUUGUGAAUGAGGAGACGGUCGUGGCGGUUGGCUUCCUCAUCCUGCUCACGGCCCUUGGUCGUGGCAUGUCCGGCCCGUAUGGAGAAUGGGCGAAGGCUGAAGUCGCGAAAAUUGCUGGUAUUCUUAACGAUGCCCGCAAGCACCACACAUCCGCUGUGCAGGAGCGUAUCGAUGCCGUGAACGAGAUGCAAGAUGUUGUUGCUAUCACGAAGGACCUGUUCGCGCUUUCAAAAGACACUGCAAAGCUCGAGGGAGAAGCGUACGUUCUUAAGCAGAAGACCGCCGUUGCUGCUGAGGUGAAGGCCGUCCUCGAUUCAUGGGUACGCUUCGAGCAACAGGCGAAGGAGAACGAGCAGGCAGAGCUUGCUCGCUCGGUGAUUGAAAAGGUCAUGGCGGACAUCCAAAGCGAGAAGACGCAACGGGAAAUCCUCAUGAGCGCGGUUGCUGAGGUCGAACAACUCGUCAAGAGCAAGGCUAUCUAAACGUAGAUAGGUAGAAAGCUGAAUUGACUAGCCGCAAAAAUCCAUAAUCUUAUUCCCAAUCCAAUUGUGUUUGAUAUGG
Molecule: messenger RNA, 877 nt
Organism: Dacryopinax primogenitus
Lineage: Eukaryota; Fungi; Basidiomycota; Dacrymycetes; Dacrymycetales; Dacrymycetaceae
Product: ATP synthase
Exons: 7
Coding region: 70-798 (242 amino acids)
Biological process (GO): proton motive force-driven ATP synthesis
Molecular function (GO): proton transmembrane transporter activity
Source: RefSeq, a predicted model, not a curated record